AUGACAAGCACCCACACGGGGAUUAUCUCAAGUUGGUAUGAUUUUGCAGUGCUUCUCGUUGUAUUUCCGGUCUGUCAUUGGGGAAAUAGCGGACACAAAGGACGAUGGAUAGGAUGGGGUGGAAUUGUCAUGGCACUCGGCUCCUUGAUAUGUGUUAUGCCUCACUGGCUCAUCAGUCCGUAUCAGCCAGAGCACUCGGAAAUGAACACAACAGAUUUUGGGCAAUGUACCCUUAGAGACCUUGAGGUCAAAACCUGUGAAAAACAACCGAUAUCGUCUUAUCUCAGUCCUUAUUUUCUACUAUUCUUACUUGGUCAAACACUUCAUGGAGUUGGAUCAACACCGUUGUUUUCCAUAGGAACCACUUAUAUUGACGAGAAUGUCUCACAGAAGGCCUCACCCGUCUAUCUAGGUAAGUUGAAAAUUCUCGUUUACAAAACUACCGUAACCAUUACUGUAGCUGUGCAUGCUGUUCUGACAUCGUUCGGACCCGUUAUUGGAGUCUUCGCCGGUGGAGCGCUCUUAAACAUCUACGAUGAUUUUGACAGAGUAGAUCAUCCCCCAAUCGCUCGAAAUGACCCGCGAUGGAUUGGUGCCUGGUGGAUUGGCUUUCUCAUAUCGUCCAUAUCCGCUCUAAUUAUUGCGUUUCCUAUCCUUGCCUUUGCUCGGGAACUACCAGAAGCAAGACAUCACAGAGCUAAGGACGUCAAUCAGGUCCACGCCGCGAACGCUGCUGAUGCCAAUGAAAAAGCUCCGAGGGAGAAAAUCCUUCGGAAUCCAACGUUCAUCGUCUGUAUCAUCAUAGGUAUAUUCGAAUCUAUCAUCAUCAACGGAUUCGCAGCAUUUAUGCCAAAAAUUCUGGAAACCUUGCUUAGUACAACACCAAUCUUUGCUUCAUAUCUAUCAUGUAAGUGUUUGUUCUGCAAUGCCGUCCUAUAUGGAGUAAUGUGACC
Molecule: messenger RNA, 953 nt
Organism: Cylicostephanus goldi
Lineage: Eukaryota; Metazoa; Nematoda; Chromadorea; Rhabditida; Strongylidae
Source: the annotation of a GenBank genome assembly